AUGAUGAUGAUGGUAGCAAAAUAUCAUAGUGAAAAAGAAUCGAAUGAUAAAAAAAUCGACAAUUCCAUUAUUGAUGGGACCAUCAUUUCAAAUAAAUCAUCAUCGACGACUGAUCAACAAUUGUCCAACAAUAACAACAACAAUAAUAAUCGUCUUAAAUAUGGACGUGUUGUUAUUCUGUUGGAAAAUCCAAUAUUACCAAAAGAAAUUAUUUCAAAUACACCAUCGAAAGCUGAUAAUUUAGCUGAUGAAAUUGAAAAUGAUCUUCGUAUUACUGGUUGUAAACUUAUACAAAUUUCUGGAAUUCUUUUACGUUUGCCACAGGUUGCAAUGGCCACUGGUCAGGUUUUAUUUCAACGAUUUUAUUAUUCAAAAUCAUUCGUUCGACAACCAAUGGAAAUAACAGCAAUGGCAUGUGUUGUUUUAGCAUCCAAAGUUGAAGAAGCACCACGUCGUAUACGAGAUGUAAUAAAUGUUUUUCAUAAUAUGAAACAGAUUAGAUUAAAGCAACAAACAAUACCGAUCAUAUUGGAUGAAAAUUAUAUUUAUUUAAAAAAUCAAAUUAUAAAAGCUGAAAGAAGAAUUUUGAAAGAAUUGGGAUUCUGUGUUCAUGUAAAACAUCCACAUAAAUUUAUUGUUGCUGUUGCACAAAUAUUGAAAAAUGAAAAUAAUGUUGAUCUUAUACAAACUGCAUGGAGCUAUAUGAAUGAUAGUUUGCAAACAAAUGUUUUUGUUCGUUAUCCACCCGAAUCGAUUGCAUGUGCUUGUAUACAUUUAAGUUCAAGAAUUUUAAGAGUUCCAUUACCAAGUCAACCAUUAUGGUAUGAAAUGUUUAAUGUUGAUACUGAAAGUAUUGAAGAUAUUUGUAAAUCAAUUCUAAUGUUAUAUACACGAAAACCAAUGGAUCAAGAAGAAUUGGAAGCAAAAGUAGAACAAGCUAGGCAAAAAUUGGAUGCUGAAAAAAUUAAAGCACGGGCUUUAGCCAAUCAACGUAAUAUUAAUCCAUUGCUUACGGAAUCUAUUAGCAACAAUUCACCCGUAUUGAUUGAUUCACGUUCAAAUUCUCCAUCAUCGAUGAUUGGUAGUAAAAACAAAUCAAUACAGGAUGUAAUCAAUGAUAAAAAUCCUGAUAAAAUUAGAUCACAGCCAACAGAAGUAACUGACGAUGAUGGUGAUGAAAAAACAUUUACAAAACGUGCCCGUAUUGAAAAGGAAAAUAUUUCGGAAAUAUCAAAAAAAGAUUCAAUGAUCAAGGAUGGUAAUGAUAAUUAUAAUCAACAACAACGAAAUGAUGAUAAUGUUGGAAGUGAACAUAGUUCAAUUAGUUCAUCAUCAUCAUUUAAAUUGCAAAAAUCACCCAUUAAAUCAUUGAAUAAUGAAGAAGAAAUGUCAAAAUUAUCUGAUUAUGAUCAUGAUCAUUAUAAAUCUUAUCGUUUCAAAAAGAACGGCCAUUCCAAUUUACCACAAGAUGAUUAUUAUGAAACGAAAGAAUAUCGUAACAAUGAUCAUCGAUCACCACCACCACCAUCUUUACCUCGUUCAUAUAUUUCGUCCAAAAUUGUUAGUAGUAAUAGUAGCAGCAGACGUUAUGAUCAUAAAGAUCGUCGUUAUUAUGAUCAAAAUGAUUCUCAUUCACGAUCAAGAUCUCCUAUUUCACCUUCAAAAUCAUAUUGUGAUAAUCAAUAUUCAUCAUCCACAUCAUCUCGUCAUCAAUAUUAUUAUGAAAAUCGUCGAAAAAAUCGUUCAAAUGAUGAUGAUGAUUAUGAUUAUGAUGAUCGUCGAUAUCCAAAUGAAUCGAAGAAAAGUUCUUCAUCAUCUAGCCAUCAUUAUCAUCAGCAUCAAAGACGCCAUAAUUAUCGUACUGAAAGUCCUGAACAAUCAUAUUCAUCAUCAUCACGUUAUUAUCAUAAAUCAUCGUAUAGUGGAAAAUAUUAAAUGUUUUGUUGUAAAUAAAUUGCAUAAAAUUCAAGAUCGACACUUAUUUUUUAAUUAAUAAAA
Messenger RNA from Dermatophagoides pteronyssinus (European house dust mite), 1998 nucleotides. RefSeq lists its product as uncharacterized. The record is from RefSeq and is a predicted model, not a curated record. Gene Ontology annotation, molecular function: cyclin-dependent protein serine/threonine kinase regulator activity. Gene Ontology annotation, biological process: regulation of transcription by RNA polymerase II. Lineage: Eukaryota; Metazoa; Arthropoda; Arachnida; Sarcoptiformes; Pyroglyphidae.